CCGCGCAGCCGUACGCCGGUGGGAUCGAAGUACUAGCGAGCAUGACACCCGUCGUUUACUUGGUAUCUGGAUCGAAUCGCGGAAUCGGUUUCGGGCUGGUGAAGGCGCUAUCAGCCCGUGAAAACACCGUCGUAUUCGCGGGCGCCCGUGAUCCUGAGGCUGCAAAGGACCUCAACGCACUUGCUGCCGAGCGGCCUGGCAAGCUACACCUCGUGAAGCUGAUCUCGGCCGAUGCUCGAGGCAACGAAGAAGCUGUUGCGUUGAUCAAGGAGAGGGUCGGCCGGCUGGACGUCGUCAUUGCCAACGCUGGUAUGAACCAAGCCUGGGGACCGUUACACGAGGCGUCCGAAGAGGAUCUCAGAAAGCAUUUCGAGAUAAACGCCAUCGGCCCGUUCGUGUUGUUCAAGGCAGCGCUGCCCCUCCUCAAAGCGAGCUCGCCCGCGCCAAAGUUCGUCAUGAUCUCCUCACAGGGCGGGGGGAUCCAGUUCGGGGCAGCCCUGCCGUUCCCGCUCGGUCCGUACGGGAUCUCGAAGGCGGCCGGAAACUACUUGGCGCGCAAGCUGCACCACGAGCAUGAGGAGGAUGGGCUGAUUGUAUUUCCGAUCUGCCCCGGCGCAGCCGACACUAACAUGAGCACGCGCGGCGCGGAGCACGACGAGAGGAUAGGUGCUAUUCCGGUCAAGACUGUCGACGAGACCGCGCGGCUGCUGCUGAAUGUGAUCGACAAUGCCACGCGCGAGAACGAGGGCGGCCAGUUCAUGAACUUCGACGGAGCAAAGAACCCAUGGUGAACGGCUUGUCGCAACAACCUUGUCACAGCGUGCUUGUUAUCCCUCAUGGGUGUAUCAGUGUCAAGAAUACGUCCGUGCGCAGCAUGGUUACUGUUCGAAAUGCCACAGCCUGGGUGUCGAUGCGCAUAUACGAUUCCUCGAUUACUUGCCCAUACCACCGCGGAGCGAAGCGCUCCUCUCACAAGUUCGAGCGACAUCACAACAGAAGCCCGACUGCCCCGCCAACAAUACAGCAGCACCAUGUGAAU
Messenger RNA from Punctularia strigosozonata HHB-11173 SS5, 1039 nucleotides. RefSeq names its product NAD(P)-binding protein. Bases 42 to 791 code for a protein of 249 amino acids. The record is from RefSeq and is a predicted model, not a curated record. NCBI's taxonomy places the organism in Eukaryota, Fungi, Basidiomycota, Agaricomycetes, Corticiales, Punctulariaceae. The transcript is spliced from 6 exons. Gene Ontology annotation, molecular function: oxidoreductase activity.